Messenger RNA from Onychostoma macrolepis, 2758 nucleotides. It is a transcript of the gene slc30a10, whose product is annotated as solute carrier family 30 member 10. The record is from RefSeq and is a predicted model, not a curated record. NCBI's taxonomy places the organism in Eukaryota, Metazoa, Chordata, Actinopteri, Cypriniformes, Cyprinidae. Gene Ontology annotation, cellular component: membrane. The transcript is spliced from 4 exons. Bases 923 to 2011 code for a protein of 362 amino acids. Gene Ontology annotation, biological process: manganese ion transport; zinc ion transmembrane transport; intracellular zinc ion homeostasis. Gene Ontology annotation, molecular function: zinc ion transmembrane transporter activity.
AACUUUUCGGAAAUCCUGUAAUACAUGUUUAUUGCACUCACUUUAUAUUAAGUGUCCUUAACAACAAUAUACUUACAUUUAAAUUCAUCAUUUGAAAUGUACUUAUUGUGUACAUACAUGUUUUUACAUUGCACUUAGUAAUAUGCAUUGCUAAGAACUUCAUUUGGACAACUUUAAAGGUGAUUUUCUCAAUAUUAUGAUUUUUUUGCACCCUCAGAUUCCAGAUUUUCAAAUAGUUGCAAAUAUUGUCCUAUCAUAACAAACCAUACAUCAAUAGAAAGAUUAUUUAUUCAGAUGAUGCAUAAAUGAUGAGGCCCAUUUAUUUAUUUAUUUAUUGUAUUUUUUUAUUUUACUAACCAUUCUUAAUGUAAUUAACCAACUGGAGAAUUGCAGUGAUAUUAGUUAUCCAUGUUUAGUUGUUUUGUUCACCUGUGGUGAUCCUCCUCUGGGUUUUGAUUUUCCAGCAGCACCAAACCAAAUAAAGAAAUAAAGUGCUUGCACAGUUUGAAUUUCUCAGUUGUUUAAGGACACGGGGAGACAAUCAGAAGGUGAAUUAGCUUAUGUUUAUGAUGCGAGAUGAAAGUCUCAUCUUAUCCAGCGCGUGCGUGCCAAAGGCUGUUUAAUGUAUGACAGUGGAUAAAUAACCCCGCGGACCUGCAUGGAACUAACUAACCCUGGGCUCAAACUAACCCAGUCAGCAGAAAAAACCAGCUGGAUGAGUGUUCAAAGGUGACAAUGACAAGAAUCCGCUGAGGAGACGCGCGCAGAAUCGCUGGAGACGCGGCGCGUCAUCAUCAUCAUCAGCGCGUGGAAAAGUGCCAACUCAUGAUCGCCAACGUGAGACAGACAGGUGAGGAGCAGAGACAGACAGGUGAGCAUCAGUGAGACCUCCGCGCAUCUGCAGCACCGCACGCACGCGAUCAUGGGGCGCUACAGCGGCAAGACGUGCCGCCUGAUCCUGAUGCUUGUCAUCACCGUCAUCUUCUUCGUGGCGGAGAUCGUGGCGGGGUACAUGGGCAACUCCAUCGCGCUGGUGUCGGACUCCUUCAACAUGCUGUCGGACAUUCUGUCGCUGUGCGUCGGGCUGACGGCGGCGCGUGUGUCGCGGCGCGCCGGCUCUGGGCGCUUCACGUACGGCAUGGGCCGCGCGGAGGUGGUGGGUGCGCUGGCCAACGCCGUGUUCCUCGCCGCGCUCUGCUUCUCCGUGUCCAUGGAGUCGCUCAAGAGGCUCGCCAUGCCGCAGGCCAUCGAUGACCCGCCGCUGGUGCUGAUCGUGGGCUCGCUGGGGCUCGCGGUGAACGUGCUCGGGCUGCUGAUCUUCCAGGACUGCAGCAGCUGCCGGUGCGCGACGCGGCGGGACGACGCCCCGGUGCCGCGCAACGAGGAUGAGGAGGACGCGGCGGAAGAAACAGACCUGCAGGAGAAGAAGGCUGGGAGCGACGGGCCUCCUCUGAACAUCCGGGGCGUGCUGCUGCAUGUGCUAAAUGACGCGCUGGGCUCGGUGGUGGUGGUGGUGGCCUCGGCUCUGUUCUAUGUGUGGCCCCUGGCCCCUGAGAGCCCGUGUAACUGGCAGUGUUACGUGGACCCCAGUCUGACGCUGGUCAUGGUGGUCAUCAUCAUGUCAUCAGCUGCUCCUCUGGUCAAAGAAACGGCCGGGAUCCUGCUGCAGAUGAGUCCCGCUGACCUGCCGCUCACCGCCGUCUUGGAGAGCGUGUGCAAACUCCCCGGCGUGGCGAGCGUUCACGAGGCUCACGUCUGGGAGUUAGCUAAAGGACGGAACGUGGCUUCGCUGCACGUCAAAGUGUGCGCUGACCUGCAGGAUCCGGCUCUUCAGACGCAGAUCCAGAAGCUGUUCCAGCGCGCCGGCGUCCACAGCGUCACGGUUCAGCUGGAGCGCGCCGACGCAGAGCUGCCCUGCUGUCCUCCUGCCUCCAGAGACGUGACCGUCGACAUGCUGCCCGAGAAAGAGAAGCAGAAAUCAGCCAAACACAGCCAGAGCACCAAGUUCUGAAGCUGUUUCUCGACCCGGACCGGAAGCCCACGGGUUUCGAAUGCCGGCCGGUUCUGAGAAAGUCCCAUGAUUAAUGCGCAGAACAAACAGACCUCGUGUUUCAUUACUCCUCACGACUGUGCCUCGCUGCCCUUUAAGACUCCAGCUAAUGAUUCCUUGUAAUUGUUCUUCGUUAGUUUGAGACACGAGUAUGAGUCUGAUCAACACGGUGCCUGACAGAACCCGGAUCAUCAGUCUAAUUAUUUAUUGCUCUGAAUGAGAGACAUGUCCAGCUCAUGUUUCAGCCCAAAACCACCGGAUAAAAACACAUAAUCAAGCCAAAGUCUCACAAGUGUGUAAAGAAUGUAAACAUGAUAGUAUUUGCCGUAGUGCCUCUAAUGCUUAUGCUGAUGUAUGUAAUAAAUAACAAUCUGUAUUACAGUAAUAUGCAAUUAUUGUUUACAAAUAUUUUUUAAAUGAGUUUCUUUUAAUUUUGGGGUGUAAUUCGACCUGGACACGGUUUCAUGAGAUUCCUUCCAAUAGCAUAUUUGCAUUCCUUACUGUUAUUUAUGACCUUUUGCUCUUAAUAAUCUUUAUAACUUUUUGGUAAUUCAGGGAAACACAUAGAAUUAACUGCUAUUUAGUUGUUGUUGUUGUGUGUGAGUGUGUAUUUGAAAGACAAUCAAAUGUACUUUAAAACUGUAUACACUAAUAUUAAACAUUCUGGUUGAAUGCAGAUUUAGCCUUUAGUAAACAGAUUUGAAUGGA